Molecule: messenger RNA, 594 nt
Organism: Miscanthus lutarioriparius
Lineage: Eukaryota; Viridiplantae; Streptophyta; Magnoliopsida; Poales; Poaceae
Source: the annotation of a GenBank genome assembly
AUGUCGCAGGCACAAGUAGAAGGGGAUCUGAUGUCUGCGAGCCACGGCCACGGGGACCCCAAUUCUUCUGAGCUCCACUCGUUCCCCAUCUUCUCGGCGGCCAGCGGUUGGGAGCAACAGCAGUUGCCGUCGUUGCCUUGGUUGCAAAGUGCAGGGGUACCUGGGCUACGGCGUGGAGUUCUUCCUCCCAAUGCUUUGCACGUUGAUCAGCCCCUUGUCCGGCAUGUAUUCCGUCUCUAUGUGUUUGAUUUUGCAGAAAAAAAUGCAUUAAAAAUGUUCAAGUUUGAGGACAAGCAAGACCGCAAUUUCCCUUACCUCCAUUGUUUGGGAAAAUUGAAAGACAAGGCCAAGUGGAAAAAUAGAAGCAAUCAGAGUGGAACGACUUCAAGGAAAAAGCAAAAGACCACGGCGAAUUCAAGUCAUGUAGCGGCUACACAAUUAGUUGUCACUGCUAAUGGUGAAGAGAGUCAGCAAAGAAUGCCUAUAGUGGAUGUAACCUACUGUGGAAGAAGAAGGAGAAAGACAAAUUACGACAAUGUUCCAAAGAUCGAAGCAUUGGAUUAUAUGUUGGCAAAGAAGAAAGAGGUGACAUAG